Didymodactylos carnosus is the source of this 1821-nucleotide messenger RNA. The record is from the annotation of a GenBank genome assembly. Lineage: Eukaryota; Metazoa; Rotifera; Eurotatoria; Philodinida; Philodinidae.
AUGUCACGUUCAAUUCCCUAUCGUUUAGAAUGUUCUGAAAAAUGUUUGCAAUCCCAAGAGGAUGCCUUAAACAGUACAAUCUACAUACUUCGACAAACCGGACCAACUGCAUUUGUUAUCAAAGAUGAAGCGGAUUCUCAACGAACGUACAAAGUAUUUCUCGGUGAUCCACAUCAAUGCUCAUGUCCAUUAUUUCAGAAGGAACGUGAAUUAUGUAAACAUUUGUGUUGGAUAUUGCUCAAACGUUUUCGAAUACCACGAACAAAUUCAAUGUUAUGGCAAAAAUCUUUAGUUGAACGUGAAAUUAAUGAAAUUCUACGUGGACUAGCAGAUGAACAACAACAAAGAAGAAAAUUCGUCACAGAUAUUGAACUUAAAGAAGAUCAAUUGAAAGACAGUGAAGUUGAACAACGAUCAAUCAAUAAAGAUGAUGUAUGUCCAAUAUGUCAAGAAGAAUUUCUCAUAAAAAAGCUACCACUUACCUACUGCAGGCGUGGUUGCGGAAAUAAUGUUCAUAUUAAGUGUAUGAAAGUGUGGCUUGAUCAUCAAUUGACAACUGGUGAAAACGUUAUAAAAUGUCCUCUGUGCCGUAAAAUGUUUGGAGAUACUGAAUUAUUAAAACAAGAAUUUCGUACAAGUGGUGCUGAACAAGCCGAGAAAAGCUCAAUACAUUUGGGUUAUUCGUGUCAUCGUUGUCGAGCUUGUCCAAUUGCGGGAAAAUGUUAUAAAUGUAAUAUAUGUCAAGACUAUUUUCUUUGUCAAACAUGUUUUAAUUUAAAUAUUCAUAAUGAACAUAGUUUUGAUUAUCGAGAAAAAUCAUUUCAACGAUGGAAAAAUGCUUCUCGAGAUCAUUUGACAGCGGUACCAAAUGCUGUUCGUCAAUUGUUAGUUAAUCGUAACAUCACCGAUAAUGAUUAUGAUUUAUUACGGCAGUUGGAAAAUGCACACAAUGAAACUGCGAUAGGUAUACCAGAAAGAGUUGUUAAAUCUUUUCCAUAUGAACGUGUACAUGAUACGAGUCGACUGCUACAACGUGGUGAACAAUGUCGAUUAUGUUUGAGAUCAUAUCGAGUGGGUGAACGUGUACGAAGAUUACCAUCAUGUAGACACAAAUUUCAUAUCGAAUGUAUCGAUGGAUGGUUAUUACAUAGUCAUCCAACGUGUCCAAUUGAUGGACAACUUGUAUGGAGUGUGGAAAUGGAAAUGGAGAGAAGAGGAGGAAAAAGUGAUCAAACAAAAGCGAAUUAUAAUAGUACUCAAUUAUUAUCUGCUGAUCUUGGUCUAUCCGUCACUCCUUAUCAAACGCGUUCUAUGCCACAUAAUAACAUUACGGAUACUGAUCCUUUAUUGCUAUUUCCAUCACCUGAUCGACGAGUACAUCCUCUUCAUUUGCGUACACCACUUCGUUCAUUAAUUCAAACCACCACUAGUGAUUCACAGCCAUCGCUUCAAAUUAACGUUCAAAAUUUAUUAUCGAAGAACACCACCACUCUAUUCAAACGUGAAAAUAAUUUAGACUAUUUUCUUAGUAUUAGUGAAAAUCGUUUUGCUCCAAGAAGAUCUUCAUUUGUCUCACCAGUGUGUACACCACCGAGAUCAAGACGAAACAGUUUAACUAACGAUAAUGACAAUAAUCAACAAUCAAAAAACUUACUAUUCUCACUCGCUAAACGAGAUAGUCAUUCGGCACAACAUACAAAUACAAUCAAUAUUGAAUUCAAUCUUCCACCAAGAGCUCCACCACCACAACGUCGAAUAUUUAAUCGAACACAUUCAUGUAAAGUGCGUCAACGUGUUCAGAGGAGAUUGAAUAAUACAUAA